Periconia digitata is the source of this 2188-nucleotide messenger RNA. The record is from the annotation of a GenBank genome assembly. Lineage: Eukaryota; Fungi; Ascomycota; Dothideomycetes; Pleosporales; Periconiaceae.
CCGUUGGUCCCUUGCUUUUUCUUAUUUCUUCUUCUUUUCUUUUUAUAUCUUCGUCAUCAAUAUACCCUCAGCCCUCAUAUCCUCACUGUUCGCCUUCUCUUGACCUCCUCAACAAGCACAACCAAACAACAAUGCUGGACACGUAAACACUACUUAUCGCUAUCUAAGAGAGGGGCGCCGAGACAAUGUCCAAUUAGAUGUAGCUGCUUUCGCUACGUGUCCGUGCUGCUUUCCCUGCGCUACACCGUUCCCUCUUGGCAAGGGCAGGAAAUCCACCCACGUUUCCAACAUCCCCUUCGCCCAAAAUUCUCUCACCACAGACGAGCAAAAAUGAGCAGCUCAACUACGUCGGAAGAGAAUUUCGAGUGGAUCGAGACGCCUCCGGCGCCCUCGCCAACAACCCCAAAGGUCGAUUGCGGGGUUAAGACGACUGCGUAUCCGGCCAUUGCCAACGCCCCAUUGCCCGCUGAUGGUCCCAGUGCCGAGCACUUCAACAAUACUCUUCUGAUCUCGCUCCUCACCCUCGUCCCAGGAUACAUCACCUGGAGCUUCGGCGGAGGCUUCAAGACAUGGGUCUUCUUCGCCCUCAUUGUCGAUCUCCCCAUCCUCGCCGCCUUCUGGAUCAUAACCUCUGAGAUUGCCCCCCGCAAGAAUGACAAGGCCAAGCUGCCCGGCAAGCCCAUUGAGUACUACCUCAAGUUCAACAAGGCCGAGGACCGCGACAGCUACUAUGGAAAGAACAAGAUCCCUCUAGAGACCUUCCAGGAGAUGUACUUUGACGGCGAUGUCGAGUUCAAGGGCGACUGCCUCGAGGUUCUUGAGAUGCGUCACGACUGGGCCAAGUUCCGCUUCACGUUCGGUCUGAUCAAACAUUUCUUGCUUGGCAUGAUUCCCGAAAUGAUCAUGCACACGCGCUCCCAGGAUGAGGAGCAGGUUCGCGACCACUACGACCGCGGCGAUGACUUUUACGCUUGGUUCCUCGGCCCACGCAUGAUCUACACCUCCGGUAUCAUCUCUGACAUCAACGUCGAGGAGUCUCUUGAACAGCUCCAGGACAACAAGCUGGCUAUUGUCUGCGAGAAGAUCGGCCUACAGAAGGGCGAGAAGAUGCUCGAUAUCGGCUGCGGAUGGGGCACUUUGACCAAAUUUGCCUCAGUCAAGCACGGUGCCCACGUUACCGGUGUCACUCUCGGCCGCAACCAGACUGCUUGGGGAAACAGCGGUCUCCGCAGGAACGGCAUUGGCGAGGAUCAGUCCAACAUUCUCUGCAUGGAUUACCGCGACAUCCCCGUGCCCGCAGGUGGCUAUAACAAAAUCACUUGCCUCGAGAUGGCUGAGCACGUCGGUGUCCGUCACUUCCCUGGCUUUGCCCGUCAAGUCUACGAAAUGCUUGAUGACGAUGGUGUCUUCUUCCUCCAGAUUGCUGGUCUCCGCAAAGCAUGGCAAUUCGAGGAUUUGACCUGGGGUCUGUUCAUGAACAAGUAUGUUUUCCCCGGUGCCGAUGCCUCCACCCCUCUUGGAUGGGUCGUCGACAAGCUUGAAGGCGCUGGUUUCGAAAUCAAGGGCAUCGAUACCGUUGGUGUACACUACUCUGCGACGCUCUGGAAGUGGUACCGCAACUGGGUCGGCAACAAGGAGAAGGUCAUUGCCAAGUAUGGCGACCGCUGGUACCGCAUCUGGGAAUACUUCCUCGCCAUUUCCACGAUUGCCUCGCGCCAGGGCACUGCCACUUGCUUCCAAAUUGUCAUGGUCAAGAAUCUGAACUCGACCCACCGUGUUGAGGGUAUCCACACUCAAUUCGGUCUGUCUGCUGCUUUGGAAUCCGCUAAGAAGAAGGGCAUCACCGGCUUGUAAGCACAAAGUACCCGAAUCGGCCUCUUGUUGAAAUCACGGAUCCCACCAAUCCCAACCGCACCCCCUGGAUGCUUCCCUGCGAGGAGAAGCUCAUACCAGACCCCCUCUAAAGGCCCUGCCUUGGAUCAGCGCCUUGCACGUCUAUAUAUCUGCAUGAUGUGUGAUAUACCAUGGCGGAACGUUUCUGACAUUGCAUCAUCUUAAUAAUGACGGUUUUGAGUCCAUAGUAUGAAUUAUGUCCUUUUCGAAUUUGGUCUUGCUUGUGACUUGGAUCUUUCAGUUUUGCGAGCACAUGUGUUUCCUCGCUUAUCCAACUACUCGGGUCUAAUAUCGU